Molecule: messenger RNA, 6545 nt
Organism: Bacillus rossius redtenbacheri
Lineage: Eukaryota; Metazoa; Arthropoda; Insecta; Phasmatodea; Bacillidae
Product: regulator of nonsense transcripts 2-like
Exons: 22
Coding region: 431-5317 (1628 amino acids)
Biological process (GO): nuclear-transcribed mRNA catabolic process, nonsense-mediated decay
Cellular component (GO): cytoplasm; exon-exon junction complex
Molecular function (GO): protein binding; RNA binding
Source: RefSeq, a predicted model, not a curated record
UUAGAGCUAAACACACAUUUCAGCAACUACCGUGUAACCGUACACUUUCGCUUUUGUAAACGUGUUUACUUAAACAUGUUCACCUGAAGUAGUUCAGGGUCCCGUGUAACCGCGCCCUAACCGCACUCAACAGCUGAACAUGUUCACCUGAAGUAGUUCAGACUCCCGUAUAACCGCGCCCAUAGACUAAUACCUCGAUGGAACACAACACGAACACGCACCAAGAGUGCAAGAGUUGUGAUUGGAGUUGGUGUGCGGUUGUUGUUUUUUGUAAAUGUUUGGUUUAGUGAGAUUUUGUUUUUCCGAUGGCAUCUAAGAAGAUAUGUUAGUAAUUAUACUGGAAGAUUACGUGCUUCUAUCUCGAUACACAUUUAUAGAAUUGACUGUGCCACUGCUUCCUGCAGAGUGAUCGUUGUGACAAUGGAAGGUUAUGGUUUCUACAGAUAUGGAACCAGGAAGUCCAACUGAUAGAGUUGUUCCAGAGCGUAGGGCAAAAAGUUGGCGACGAGAACACGAAGAAAGGUGCAGCAGACGACUGCAGAAGAAAAAUGGCCAGGCUUCAACCACGGAAAGCUACCUUCCAGAUGAAGGUGUUUCUGGCGUGGAUAGCUCAUCCAAGUGUGAUGCCAGCGAUGGCGGUCAGAGCGGGACAGAGUCAUCGGAGUGUGAAACCAACUCUGUCGACGAGAGUUCUGCGAAUGCAGAGUGCCAAGACAGUCAGGCCCUGCUGUCUGAAUUCAGUCGCAGCAAGCUGACAGCAAACAGCACAGAUGUUUUUAGUGCCAUCAAGAACAUCUGUGAGUUAGAGUGCAGUAAGUACGAUUGUUUGUCAAAGGACAUAGUGUCCUUGGCAGAAGAUUCUGAUUUGGAAGGGAAAAUAGUGGAUGUAUCGGAGCUGGAAUCCACAAUAAUUCGAGAUUUGGGCGGCAGUGGUGGGGUUGAGUGCGAUCAGCACAGUAAUCACAGCAGUGUACAUGAGGUUGUCAACCACCUUGCUGAAAAUGAUGAAAAUGAUACCUCCCUGCCAAUAGAACAUCAGAUGGUGACAGAUAACGACAAGCUUGAUUUUUCUUUGAUCAAAGAUUUACAAGAGAAUUCUGUCGAAGGUGAAGAGCUAAAUGCAGAUGAUAGUGAAGUCAGCGCCACUCAAGUGGAUGAACUGAGCGUGGAAUUGGAAGUAUCAGGAAAGAAAAGCAGCAAUAUUUUCCCCGAAGGCUUUGUUGGAGCUGAUGCUCACUUACCUGCAGUUGUUUCCUCACGUGAUUCACUGUGCGAAGCAACGUCCAGUACAGACAGCAUCCAGUUAAUUGAGAAAGGCACCACAGAUGUUGAUACCAUCAAGGAUAUCUGUGUUAUGGUUGGUGAAACUUAUCAGAUUUCUGAAAAUGGGGUAGGUGAAUUAAACGACAGUGCACGAAAAGAUUCCUCAUCUGCUGACUUAUUAGAACAUUCCACUGAGAAAUUUGUAGAGCACCAAGGAAAACUAGAAGCUGUAGAAGUUUGCAGAGGCACGGUGGAUGCCGUGGUGGAAAGUGCGAGUAAGUUGGCUGGGUGCGGUGACACCAGUGCUGUAGAUGCAGGGCUGGAACAUGGCGUGGUUAUAACAUCUGCUGGAAAUGUGGUGAGCACUAGUUCUGGCAUGGGUAAUGCCCCGGAGAGACCAGACAUUUCCUGUGCUGAUCUUACCCUGCAGGAUUCGUCACCUGUAACCGAAACUAGUUUCGAUCGGAGAGAUGUUAUUUUGAUUACAUCAGAAAGUCAACCAACUUUGACUGAUGAAAGUGAUGACAUAAAAUACAAGAAUGAAUUGGAAAUGUACAUUGCUGAAGCAAAUGAACGCUUGACCACCAUGGCGAAGCUGAGGCAGCUUAAUCAGAAUGUGGCAAAUUUAAGACCAGAUGACUCUUAUUUUUCCAAGUUGGAUUCCAGUCUUAAGAAGAAUACAUCGUUUGUCAGAAAACUUAAAAUGUUUGCGGCCAGCCAGCUGGAGCCGCUGCUGAGGGACAUGGCGACCUUGAACCUGACAAAGUACGUGAGCGAGGUGGCAGCCGCUCUAGUGGAGGCGAAGCUCAAGAUGAGCGACGUGCCGCACGUGGUGAAGCUGUGCGGCGCGCUGCAUCGGGACUACGCAGACUUCGCUGCCCACCUGCUGGAGAACUGGCAGAAGGUGAUGGCCAUACGGAAGGAUGACAAGUCAUUCAACCAGAGUAAACUACGGGUGGAUCUGCGGUUUUAUGCUGAGCUGAUUAAUGCGGGUAUAUUUACCCACAAGGAAGGACUGCCAUUGCUGGGGAAUGUGCUGACCGUGCUCAUCAAUAUGGACAAGGAAGAACAUAACAACAUAAACAUAAUCUCUACAUUCUGCCGCUACUGUGGGGAAGACUAUGCAGGUUUGACAUCAAGAAAAGUUCGACAGAUGGCAGAGAAGUACAACAUGACCAUUCCUAGGAGUACUUUACUAUCAAAAGACAAACAACGUAAUGUGAGAACUCUGCUCAAGGACUACUACACAUCUCUUUGUAAACAUCUUUUAAAGGAACACAGAGAGUUGCAAGCCUUCGAGCGCCAGAACAAGAAAAUCCUGCAGACAAAGGGGGAACUGAGUUCAGAGCGGCGCGAGAGAGGAAAUGCCCUGCAAACGUCCGUGCAAAGACUGCACGCCGGAACAUUGACCUUCUCGGAAGUGCUUGACGAGGACUUGCCAUCACUUCCACAAGAAGAUGUUGUGGAUAUUGAAUCUCUCGAUUUAAAAGUUGGAAACAGUGAAAGCGAGGAUGGGAUAUUGUCUUCUAAUUUGUGGGAAGAUGAGGAUACCCAGAAUUUUUACGAAGUUUUACCAAACAUGAAAGAUUUCUUACCUAGUCUGACAAUUCAGUCCACUGAUCCGGAAGCACAGGUGUCUGAGGAAGCACUUGAAGCUGAUCUUGAAGAGAUAGAAGAAUGUUUAGUAGCAAAGGAUGAGGAAGAGGAACCAUUGCCACCAGAUCCAGAAGAAGUGGAGGAGCCGGAGUCUCAGGCAAACAUUAGCAACAAGAUAAUGCUGGAUUCCUUCCUGACCAACCUCCCGCAGUGCGUGAAUCGGGAGAUGAUUGACAGUGCUGCCGUGGACUUCGUCAUGACCCUCAACACAAAGUACAACAGGAAGAAACUGGUCAAAAUGUUAUUCAGUGUACAAAGAACACGCCUAGAUUUGCUGCCGUUUUAUGCAAGACUGGUAGCCAUCUUACACCCGGUAAUGCCGGAUGUUGCUGCAGAGUUGGGGCAGUUCCUGAAACAGGAUUUCAAAUACCACAUCCGCAAAAAGGACCAGAUUAACAUUGAAUCAAAAAUAAAAGUUGUGCGUUUUAUUGGAGAACUGGUGAAGUUCAAGAUGUACUCCAAAAUAGAAGCCCUGUACUGCCUCAAGUUGCUGCUUCACGACUUCACACACCAUCACAUUGAAAUGUGCUGUAAUCUCCUGGAGUCAUGUGGUAGGUUCCUGUUUCGUCACCCGGAUUCUCAUCAGCGAACUAAAGCUUACCUGGAGCAAAUGAUGCGCAAGAAAUCAGUGACGGCCCUAGACUCGCGCUACGUCACGAUGAUCGAGAACGCGUACUACCAUGUGAACCCACCUGAGUUGGCUCCAUGCGUGAAGAAGGAGCGGCCGCCCAUGCACGAGUUCAUCCGGAAGAUCCUGUACCAGGACCUGACCAAGCCUAGUACGGACAAAGUGCUGCGGCUGAUGCGUAAGCUCAACUGGGAGAGUGAUGAGCUGGCGGCCUAUGCCGUCAAGUGCCUCACACACGCUUUCAACGUCAAGUACUACAACAUUCGCUGCCUGGCCAACCUUGUAGCAGGGCUGGUGACUUACCAGGAGUUAGUGGGGACCCAAGUGGUUGACGGUGUCAUGGAAGACAUUAGGCUUGGCAUGGAGAUAAACCAGGUGAAAUAUAACCAGAGAAGAGUGGCGAUGGUUAAAUACCUGGGAGAGUUGUAUAAUUAUCGCAUGGUGGAGAGCGGUGACAUAUUCAAGGUUCUGUAUUCACUUAUAACGUUUGGAGUAUCAAUGAGACAUGAGGUACCUUCCAUUCUGGACCCUCCUGAUCACCUGUUCCGAAUACGUCUGGUGUGCAUAUUACUGGAGACGUGUGGCCAGUACUUUAAUAAUGGUAUUAGCAAGAGGAAGCUAGAUUAUUUCCUCUCAUUUUUCCAGAAUUAUUACUGGUUCAAGUUCUCGUCACCUCAUUGGACAGCAGAGUGCUCGUUUCCGAUAGGGAUGACGCACAUGUUCCGCGACACGAUCGUUAACCUGCGUCCAAACAUCCACCUGUACGCUGACUACGAGGAGGCUCAGAGGGGUAUCGAGGAGCUGAAGGAGGAGUUUGCCAGCACCGUCCUGCAACAGCUGCAGGACUCUGGCAAGCCCCCGGCUGGUGGCGCGGAGCUGGGGACCAUCGUGGAGAACGCCGCGGAGCUCGACGACCAAAAAAACGAGGACGACAGAAAACGAGGCGACGAUGGAGAGGCGGCUGGCAAAGCCCUGGUGAGCAGCGGAGAAGUGGAGGACAACGACACGACCCAACAUUCUAAAUCUCUGGACGUAAAUGGUACAGGUGCCUGUGGCGGAGCACCGAAAGAAGACGAUGAGGUGAAAGAGGAAGACGAAUAUCGAACUGUAGAUGGCAGGUACAACUUUGAUGAGGAUGAAGAUGGUGAUGAUCAGGAUGACAAUGAGGAAAGUGAAAGGACAUCUGAGUUUGACGACAUGUCUCCAGCUACAAGCCAGAGUCAGGGAGACGAUGUGAACCUGCUGGGAACCUUGCUUCACGGGCCGACGUGUGUGGAGUGUCCAGAGGAUGACGACUUCCAGAACGCCUUCGAGCAGAUGGUGUCCUCCAACAUCCAGGAGCGCAUGCACGAGACCAUAAAGCCACGGCAGGUGGACAUCUCCGUCCCGUUGCACGUCAAGAACAGCACCAAGAAAACAUAUGAGCAACUGCACGAGACAAAAUCGGAGGAGAAGUCAAUGGUGAAUUUUGUGCUAAUGGUGCGCAAGGGUCACAAGCAGCAGUACAAGAGCCUUGCUGUGCCAGUCACCUCGGAACUAGCUCUGAACCUCAGGGACCGAGAGGAGGCUGAAAGGGCAGAGAAAGAGCGAGUGAAGAGACUUACGUUGGACAUAAAUGAAAGGCUAGAAGAGGAAGAUUAUCAGGAAAUGAUGCAGCAGUUGCAGAGACCUGCAGUGGUGAAUCUUAACCGUGAACGAAGACACAAAUAUCAGCAUCCCAAAGGAGCGCCAGAUGCUGAUCUUAUUUUUGGCUCCAAGAGAGCAAGAUGACAAGCAGAGUAAUUUUUUUUUGCUGAAAAUGUAAAGAAAAUGAUCUCUUAACUUUUUCUCUCGUAAGUAGGCAGAUGUUUCAUCCAAUUAAAGAAAGGCAACAGCAGUCAGUGCAAAGUUAACAGAAGUGCAGAAACUUAAGAAAGUUGAGUUGUGAAGUUUUUAAGCUCUCUAUGUUUAGUGAUGUAACGGUUGAUAUUAAUGUCAUUAUCUUCACAUUUUAAAGUUAACACAUUGAAUCACUGAAAGUUUUUCACCAUUUAUUCUUUAACAAUUUGAAGCAGUUUAAGGGGAAGCAGAUAUAAUGGGUAGUAUUAUAUUCUGACAAAAAUUUUUUUUAAUCACAUUGCAUGAAUCAUAUGUACCAUGUGUUCUCUUUUGGAAAAUUAUUUGUAACUGUUCAUUUCUUUUUAUAUUUCUAGCUAACUAUAAAAUAGGAUAUUGUAGCUGUUUGAGACCUUUCAGUGUCUUUAGUCAGAAGUCGAAAGAUAAAUCAAUUUUAGUGAUUAAAAACCACAUUUUAUCAUAUGCUGUGCAAAGGUUUGGUAAUGAACAAAAUAGUAACAUUUGGCGGAACCAAAAAUAAAAAUUUACACAGUUUGUGUUUUACAUAAAAUUUUUUUCCAUAUUGUCUAUAAUUAUUCCUGGUGGAAUUUUUUCUCAUUCUUUCUUAAUGAUUAAUUUUGUAUGUUUAAUCUUUGUAGGUAAAAUAUAAUUUGUAUUUCUGUAAGAAUGUGAAGUUCAUUUGGUUCAGAGUUAAAUUCAAAUUUAUUUUAUGUACUUGUAAUAAUUUUUGCAAAUAAUUUUUUUGGAAGUAAAUAUUUUUCUAAAUAUUUUGGAAUGUUUGGAACUGUAUUAUAUAUAGCUUUGGCAAUGAUGAUGUUUUGGUUUGUGUUCAAAUAGGAACUCAAUAGGUUUAUUAAAGUUGAAGAAGUUGAUUGAGAAGAAAAGAAAACUAAUUAAAUUUUAUAUUUCACGUCAUGACUAAUUAGCCUGUGAUGUUACAAAUUUUUAGAAUUAUUUUUCAUUGAACAAAUUUUCUUGUGGUACAAAAUAAUUGUACUGUAAAGAUCUUCCAAAGUUUUAGUUGUGUUUUUAAUUAAAAUACUUAAUGAAGGUUAGUUUAUUCAAACUUUUCUUUUGUUAUCUGUUCUGAAAGUUAAAUUCAAAUACUUGUGUGAUUGUAACAAUUUGCUGAUGGAGGAAAAUAAAGUUUAAUUUUCUGAAG